AUGGACUCUCGUCCAGGCGCCGUCUCUGCUGCCCCAACGUCCUCGUCGCUCGCUCAUCAUAAGAAUCCUCCUGACCGAGACGCCACUCCGACAGCGUCAGUCUCCGCCUCCAAUCCACCCACCGUCUCCUCCUCUUCUUCGUCGUCGUCCACUACUUCAACAUCCACUACGCCAGCAACAUCUCAUCUUCCCCCCAGCUAUCCGUCCGUACAGCAUGUUGCGACCUCUAUGAUGGAGGUGGAUAGUAAUACUGCGCCGGAUGAACGAUCCCGUCGAGCCACCAGUGUUCUCUCUAUGGACGACAUUGAAGCCGCCCAGGCUUUGGAGGGCCUCCGUUCUGAAUACGGUCAAUCGCCUCGCAACUCCUCCCAACGAACCUCCACCUCCACUAGUUCCGCCGACUCCAAACCCCAACCCGAACCGCUCCUAUCCCUUCUAACCUCCACCCACCCCCUCAUCUCCUCCGCCAUCCAGGGCUCCGUCUCCGCCUACACCAACUCCAAGUCAUACUCUCCACGCUUCAAAUCGGGGGCCGAGUUUAUCGAACGGAACAUCGGCUCCCCGGUGGCCAACACCGUCGGAACGGUUGGGCGCAAGACCGGUGUGGAAAGCGGUAUUCGUUGGGCCCUGCAGCGACGCACAUCCAAUUCCGAUGCGAAACGUUCGAAGCGCCGUAAAGUGAGUGGGGAGGCGAACCCAGCCGAUAUGGACCUCGAAAAGGGCGUGGAGUCGGAGAUGCCGCAUCGGACCCGCAGCACCUCCGACCUGUCCAUGACGGAGCCCCUACCGCCUUACGACGAGUAUAAAUCCCCCAAGUACGAAGAAAUCGGACGCGAUGGCUCGUCUCGUCAGAAUGCCGGAUGGCAGAGUCGAUUAAUGAUCUCUACCUCUGGGCUUGGCGUUGCGAUGAGUGAGGAAUCGCUCCGCAGCUUGCAAUAUUGUCUCACUUGGCUGCGAUGGGCCAAUGGACGUCUAGGAAAGGCCAUCAUCGCCCUGCAGCGGGCCCUACAGGAGUGGGACAAUGCGAAGAAGCAGAACGGCGAGGGGGCGGGCCAGGAUACCUCGUUGCUGUUCCAACGCAUCCAGGCCGUCAAGGAGGACGUCCUCUCUACCUUGAAACAGGUGGUGGACGUGGUCUCCAAGUACGCGGGCGGUGCGCUACCUGAGAACGCACGCAACCUGGUCCGUCGACAUCUGACGUCGCUACCUCACCGCUUCCAGGUGGCGUCGACUUCGAACCCGCCGCCCGAUUCCACCGCGGCGUCAUCCGAUGCUACGAUUGGUGCGCAUCGCAUCCUGGUGCUGGCGCAGGAGGGUUUGGAUAUGAUGGCGCAGGUCAGCGGCGUCGUCAAUGACACGCUCGUCAGUGCCGAACAUUGGUGCGAGCGGUUGGGGAAGAAGCGACCCGAGAAGCAGAACCCGAAUGAAGCCCAGCCCGGUGCGCCCAACGGGCCGAACGGGUCAUUCCCGGCCGACAUCAAGGAACCGAUCCGGGAGCCUUCUCAAGAUGUUGCCAUGACUGGGACCGAGAAGGUUUAG
Molecule: messenger RNA, 1539 nt
Organism: Aspergillus terreus NIH2624
Lineage: Eukaryota; Fungi; Ascomycota; Eurotiomycetes; Eurotiales; Aspergillaceae
Product: putative clock controled protein (Ccg-8)
Exons: 2
Coding region: 1-1539 (512 amino acids)
Biological process (GO): endoplasmic reticulum unfolded protein response; phospholipid biosynthetic process; regulation of transcription by RNA polymerase II
Cellular component (GO): nucleus; endoplasmic reticulum
Molecular function (GO): transcription corepressor activity
Source: RefSeq, a predicted model, not a curated record